UAAACCUUUCUAUUAUUUCAAACAUUUUUUCCUUAACUUUCUGUUUUCACAUUUAUAUAUUGCUGUACAAUGAGAAAAUACAUGGAGAAAACAAUCAGAGCUCAAAUAUGUGUCAAUGACUUAAAAACUGUUAUUUUACUAAAAAUAACUCAGAGCUAAUCACAACCUGAAUAAACUGAACUCUACCAAAUCAAGUCCUCUUCUGUUCCAAAGCCAGUAGCUUGGAAGUUAGAACCUUUAAAGCAUUAUAAACAUCUCACAAUUUCUACAGGUUUCCAUCUGAGCCAGCUGCACAAAAGAACCCGGAAUUCUCAUCAACGUUUUGAACUCUGAUUUCUUGAUAAUGGCGUGUCAUGGAUUUCUGGGGAAACCGACGCCGAAAUCAUUUGGGCGUCAUCAUAAACAUGCAAGGAAAAACCGGAAUCAUCAAUCCAGAUGUUUGGCUGCAGCCGUUGCAGCAGCUGGCUCCAUCUUCACAUCCCUCAACAUGUCUAUCUUCACAUUCCACAACCGCCUCUUGCGUUGCGUCUCCAGGUUUUUGCGUCUCGCCACCACAUCUAGCGCAACUCCUACCCGUCGACCCACCAUGAAACAAGGCUACAAAAAACUCCAUAAACGCGAGCCUCUGAUAAGACGUAAUGACAAGAAAAGGACAAUCUUUCUUGAUCUUGACGAAACAUUGGUACAUUCAACGAUGGAACCACCAAUCCGGGUUAAUGUAGAUUUCAUGGUGAGGAUAAAGAUCGAAGGAGCCGUUAUACCAAUGUUUGUGGUAAAACGACCAGGAGUUACUGAGUUUCUUGAAAGGAUCAGUAAGAACUAUCGAGUGGCAAUCUUCACAGCCGGGUUACCGGAAUAUGCUUCACAGGUUUUGGAUAAACUUGACAAGAAUCGUGUGAUCUCACAGCGGCUAUAUCGAGAUUCAUGCACAGAAGUGAAUGGAAGAUAUGCCAAAGACUUAUCUUUGGUGGCGAAGAAUGACCUCGGGAGUGUUUUGCUAGUUGACGAUAACCCUUUCUCCUACUCGUUGCAGCCAGACAAUGGAGUUCCCAUUAAGCCAUUUAUGGAUGACAUGGAAGAUCAAGAACUAAUGAAGCUUGCAGAAUUCUUCGAUGGAUGUUAUCAGUACGAAGAUCUAAGGGAUGCAGCAGCAGAACUUCUAUCCAGCAAGCUGAUUUGAUGCACAUAUAUAUGGAAUUUGUUUGCAGAACCUGUUUUCAAUCUUUUGGGAUUCUUUCUAUCUUUCUCUUGAUCUUCUUUGGGGAGGGAUGGUACAGAGUGACGGUAUUUUUGUGUUGAAAAAGGAUGCUCCUUAUCCUUCUUCAGCGUUUUUACCUAC
Molecule: messenger RNA, 1339 nt
Organism: Arabidopsis thaliana (thale cress)
Lineage: Eukaryota; Viridiplantae; Streptophyta; Magnoliopsida; Brassicales; Brassicaceae
Product: Haloacid dehalogenase-like hydrolase (HAD) superfamily protein
Exons: 1
Coding region: 344-1180 (278 amino acids)
Molecular function (GO): phosphatase activity
Source: RefSeq, marked reviewed